AUGUUAACAAAAACUCAAGAGCAAAUGAAUGAACUUUUACAUGAAUUAAAACUAGGCUGUGUAUUAGUCGAACAAAAACACGAUGGAGCAAAAUGUUUUCGUCAUUAUUAUUUACAUAAAAGUGAGCAAUUUGUAACUUAUCGUCAAACAAAUAGAACACUCCCAUCGCCGAUACGUUAUUAUAUAAAUCAAAUCGAUGAAAUACGCGUUGGAUUCAAAACAAGAACAUUCAAUCGACUUAUUCAACAUAAACUUCUUAGACAAGAUGAUGAACAAUGCGCGUUUUCGAUAUUUUCGAAUAACUAUCGUGAUGAAGUCAAUCUUCUUGCAAAUGAUGAAGAAAUGCGAAAUAUAUGGAUCGAAGGUCUUCAAUAUCUUAUAGAAAUUCAUUCUCAAACUCAACAAAAUUAUCUUACUAAUGAAACAAAUUGGAUUUUGAAUUGUUUCUAUUCGACUACGAAACAACGUUCAGACUCAUUGUCAAAAGAAGAAUGUCGACAAUUAUUAAUUGAUACAUUCAAUACAAAAGUAUCUGAUGAAGAUUUUGAAAGAUUUUUUCAAAAAAUCGAUAAAAAUUCCUUAGUAAGUGAUGAAUUUCUUGAAUUAUUUCAUUCAAUUACACUUCGUCAUGAUCUUUAUCAAAUAAUGAAAAAAUAUGCGAAUAAUACGGAAAAUCAAACAAUUGAUUCGAUUUAUUUAACAGCAGAACAAUUAUUAGAAUUUCUUCAAAAAGAACAAAAUCAAUUUGUAUUAAAAACGCAAAAAAAUGAUUCAAAAUGUAAUUUUACACUCGAAUCAAUCAAUACAAAUGAACAAGUCAAAGAAUUAAUUCAGCAAUUUGAAUUAAAUGAUCAAAUGAAAGAAAAGGGUCAUAUUAGUUUGAAAGGUUUUCGAGAUUUACUUCUAUCAGAUGACUUUACUCUUAUGAAACCAUGGUGUUCUCGUUGUGUUUAUCAAGAUAUGACAAGACCACUUAAUGAUUAUUAUAUCAAUACAUCAUAUAAUACUUAUUUAUUUAAUAAUGAACAUAUUGGUGAAAGUAAUCCGGAAUCAUUUAAUCGUAUAUUAAAAAUGGGUUGUCGUGCAAUUCAAAUCGAUUGUUAUGAUGGUGAUCAUGGUCAACCCAUUGUUAAAGAUAAUUUAACACUUGCUAAACCGUAUUUAUUCGAAUCAAUUAUUCGUUCUAUUCAACCGAAUCUUUUUAAAAUAUCAGUUUAUCCUGUUAUAAUUGAUAUUGGCAAUCAUUGUUCGAAUGAACAAGAAUUUCAAAUAACUCAAAUUUUACAAAAAAUUUUCGGUGAUCAAUUGAUAACUGAAUCGUUAUUAACAAAACAUUCGUUGGUUUUACCAUCACCAGAAGAUCUUAAAUACAAAGUUAUUAUUCGAGGAAUCAAUUUUCCUGCUCUGAUUGAUGAAGAAGAAUAUUUCCAUGAAAUAAAUGAAAACAACAUCGACGAUCAGGACUUUGUUGAUGAUGAUGAAUAUGAAGAUGCAAAAGAUUAUGUUCCUUAUUAUCAAUCAGAAAACCUUUCUGAAAAAGAUUUUAAUCGAUUUGUUGAAGUUAAUUCAAUAGAUUUGAUUAAACAAACAUUGAAUUCAUUUCUUCUCAUGUAUCCCGAUGAUCUUCAACAAGAUUCAAGUAAUCCCGAUCCAAUUACACCUUGGAAUUUUGGUAUUCAAAUGGUUGCAUUAGAUUAUCAAAAUGAUGAUCCGAUUUUAUCAUUAUCUUAUGGAAAAUUUAUGGAUAAUGGAAAUUGUGGCUAUGUAUUAAAACCAGAAUAUUUAACUCAUAUUAGCAGAUCUUUAUUUAAUCCUUUAAAUUAUAUAACAAAACCAUUGAAAUAUUCGGAACAUAUUUUUGAAUGUCCACAACGUUUAAUUUUGACAAUUAUUAGUGGACAAUUUCUACGUCGAACCAAUGCUAGUGAUCCAUAUAUUCUUAUGUCUACACGUGGAAUUCCAUGUGAUCAACAAAUACAAAAAACGAAAACAUUUAGCUGUAAAAGUUUGAAUUUAGAAUGGAAUGAAAUAUUUCAAUUUGAUAUUUAUUUUCCUCAAAUGUGUUUAAUGAGAUUUGAUGUUUGUGAUCAUAAUCGUUUAGCUUACUUUUGUUUACCAAUAACAACUAUGCAGACAGGUUAUCGUCAUAUUCAUUUAAGAGCAAAUAACAAUAGUUUAACUUAUUCAACAUUAUUUAUUCAUGUUCAAUUUAAACCAAUAUGA
This is a messenger RNA of Adineta ricciae, 2223 nucleotides long. The record is from the annotation of a GenBank genome assembly. Lineage: Eukaryota; Metazoa; Rotifera; Eurotatoria; Adinetida; Adinetidae.